Macrosteles quadrilineatus (aster leafhopper) is the source of this 4398-nucleotide messenger RNA. RefSeq names its product 5'-3' exonuclease PLD3-like. The record is from RefSeq and is a predicted model, not a curated record. Lineage: Eukaryota; Metazoa; Arthropoda; Insecta; Hemiptera; Cicadellidae. Gene Ontology annotation, molecular function: catalytic activity. Bases 204 to 1700 code for a protein of 498 amino acids. The transcript has 11 exons.
UAGCUCAAGUUUCCUUUCAGGCAAUGUCACUUUGUUACAAAACAUCAACAAUAUAACCUUACUUUUUUAUCUGUCGUCCACUAAAGUCACGCAAGAAUGUCAUUGUUAAGCACUUAACUAUUUAACUUCGUUAGCAAGAUUCCAAUUGCGUUAGAUUUCUACAACACGCGUCUAGGUAGUUUGAUCCGAGUAAGCAACCAACUAUGACAAUUAUCAAUGUUUAUCCUGAAAAAAAGACAAAACAAAUUUUGGACCGUGGCAGUUCUUUGCCAUCGGAUGACUAUGAUGACUGGGAAUCCAGGUAUAUGAUGCGAACAGACUUUGAUGAUUUUGGAGACAAACAUAGUGAAGUCUGGGGUCAGAAAGGGUGGUUUAAGCCAUCUUGUGUGCCGAUAUCCAUCAUCCUGGUGCUGAUCGUGUUGGUAGUCCUGCUUCCACUGUUGGAAAAUGCAGAGAGACAAGCACAGGCCGCCGCACAGAUAGACUGGGAGCAACUUCGGAAAUGCCAAGCUCAAUGCAAGUUCUCCCUCGUAGAGUCCAUUCCCGAUGGUAUGAGCUAUCGGAACGGUUCCACCCCCUUCCCCUCCACAUUCUCUGUGUGGUCUGAUCUUCUAGCCAAGGCUACAUCUACUGUAGAGAUUGCCUCGUACUACUGGACUCUGACCAACGGAACCAGGGGGCAAUUCCCUACUGCUGGAGAGGGUCAGAAAAUCUUUGAUGAACUACUUCUUGCCGGAACUGAAAGAAAACUUAAAGUUAAAAUUGCUCAAAACUUUCCUUCAAAAAGUGAACCGAAUACAGAAACUGAAGUUUUAGUGAAGAAGAAAGCUGCAGAGGUCCGAAGUCUGAACUUCCCCAGGCUGGUCGGCAGUGGGAUCCUUCACACCAAGUUAUGGCUGGUAGACAGACAACACGCUUACAUCGGCAGCGCUAACACCGAUUGGCGAUCCCUCACUGAGGUCAAGGAGAUGGGAAUAUACAUCUCUGACUGCCCUUGUAUUGCGGACGACGUCGGCAAACUGUUUGAUGUCUACUGGAUGAUGGGAGCGGAUGGUGCUCAAGUUCCAGCAAAAUGGCCGAAAUCUCUCUCUACUGUCUACAACAAAGAUUCUCCCAUGAACUUGUCAAGCAAUGGUCUUAUCUACCUUUCUAGCUCUCCCCCUCAGUUCUGUCCGGAUGGUCGUACGUCUGAUGGAGAUGCAAUCACUUCUGUCAUCGCAAAAGCCAACAAGUUUGUGUACAUUGCAGUCAUGGACUACUUCCCACUCUACAUUUACACAUCAAAAGCCAAGUACUGGGGAGUAAUUGACAAUGCUUUACGAGAUGUGGCGAUCGACCAAUCGGUUGAAGUGCGUCUUCUGAUUAGCUGGUGGAAGCACUCACGGAAAGAAAUGAAACUGUUCCUAGCGUCCUUGAGUGAUCUUACGGGAGCUUACGGAGCUAAAAUCUCAGUGAAACUGUUUGUGGUUCCGGAAACAGCAGAGCAAAGCAAGAUCCCGUUUGCUCGAGUCAACCAUAACAAGUACAUGGUUACAGACACCACAGCCUAUAUAGGAACGUCCAACUGGUCUGGGGAUUAUUUUGUGUCCACUGGAGGGGUGGGGGUUGUCAUCGAAGGAGACACACAGUUGCGGAAACAACUUGAGGACGUCUUCUUGAGAGAUUGGAAUUCUGAGUUUGCCUAUGACUUGCCCAGAUAACUGAACCUGCAGUAGUUCAACUGGAGUUCUAGGUGAAUCUUAACUUAGGCUACCCUGUGAAGAUCAUGCAAUAAAUAACUUUUUAAGCGGUUCUCAUAAUACCGGUGAAGAUCAUAUGAAAAUAAUAUUCUAGGUGGUUUCUCUAAUGAUGGUCGAAUCCGGGAAUUUCAAAUCUCCAAUGUGAAUUCUAAAAAAUAGAGUCACAGAUCGACAGAUCUUCAGUUUUUAUCCUGAUUACAAUUAAGUACAAUACAGAAUCUACUGUGGAAAUUGAUAAAAAAAAUAAAAAAUAAUUUUCUUAAAAUUGAUCCAUAUUUAAUAGUAGUGUACGCAACAAUCGCAUAGAGAUAGUGUUAACGACAUGAGUAGAAAUUUAAGGCAAGUGCCUUAAAACUUCUACGAGUGUCUUUAAGACUAUUUACCCGAGUUGAGUACACCACUUUACCUACGAUAGUUUUUUUAAUUACUAUCAAUCAAUCACUACUAAUAACUUCUAAGAGAGGUUAUGUUUUUGUAACCUCUCAGAGCCACUGACAGUGAUGCAAUGAAUCAUUCAUUGCACCACUCAUUAACAAUUAAAUCGGUCUUAACAACUGAUUAGUUGAUGUUCAAAGCAUAACAAUUUGACUUCUUUUCUCUCAAUCCUUGAACCUAGUUGGUCCGUUAAGUAAAACCAUGCUGUUAUCUAAGUAAACAAAUCUGUUAAAUGAAUCUUUUUAAUUCUAAGAACUGAACUGAAACGGCUAGUUUAGAAAACGGUCGUAGGUAAAAUGUUUUAAUUGUAUUUCCAACCUAUUUCAAAACUGUUUAAACCCAGCAAUAUUGGAAUCAUGUGAUAGCAGUAAUAUCUGUGAACGUUUGUCGCGAUUCCAAUGUUCCCGACCCAAAAAGAUCCUUAAAUCAUUUUAAUGCCAACCAACUGAAAUAAAAGUUUCCAAAUAAACAAAAAUAAAAGUUGCCUGAAAAAUAUUGCAUUUUCUGGUUUUAAUAAAUUAGAUCUCAAACUAAAUUACAUAAUCCAAAUAAAUAAAACUUACUGUUUUUAAAAAAAGCAGACAAUAUUUUUAAAUGAGAUACACCUUUGAAAUAUUUUAUCCCUAACAACUCAACAAUAACAACUUUUCAUAUUACAACAAUAACAACUUGUCAUAUUACACCAAUAACAACUUGUCAUAUUACAACAAUAACAACUUGUCAUAUUACAACAAUAACAACUUGUCAUAUUACAACAAUAUCAACUUGUCUUAUUACAACAAUAACAACUUGUCAUUUUACAACAAUAACAACUUGUCAUAUUACAACAAUAACAACUUGUCAUAUUACAACAAUAUCAACUUGUCUUAUUACAAUAAUAACAACUUGUCAUAUUACAACCUAGGUAUAAUAAAGCUGAGGUGAUGAUUUAAUGACGAAGUUCAUUUUUAGGCAGUUAAUUUAUUUUUAUUACUGUUUUAAAUUGUAAAGUGUUUUUUGUUUUGUUAUUACGGUACUGUAGAUUUGAUUUAGAAUUUUUUUUUCUUUUUUUCAUUUAUACUCAGGUUUAUUUUAAUUUUUUUUAUCAAUAUGGUUUUAUUAAAUGGUUUUCCCUGAAAACAGUAAAAUAUAUUUUUAUUUGAUUUUAUCCUUCUAACUUGACUUUAGUGUUUAUGAGUUUAAUUGCCUCAAUACAAACAAAUUAUAAGUAUUUUCUACAAACUGAAUUUGUAAGUUCAAAUAAUUUUAUUCUCUUAAGUACUACGAAUUGCGUACUGGUACAAUAAUUGUGAUUAUGAUGUGUUCAAUGAAUUAGCUUAAGAACUUUAUUUUUAGUAGAGGAAUAAGUUACAGUAUUUUGUUUUCAGUGUUUAUGAAAACUACUAUAACUAUAAGGAUGUUUGUACAGUUUACUUUGGUUUGUAAAAAGUGUAAUUGAUCUCAAAAUAUUGGUUAUUUAGUUAAUUGUGUUUUAAACCCAUUUUAAAUGUUAUGCACCAAGUAAAGCUUGAACCAACGUUUCACAUUUUUUUAUUCAAACUUCUUUAUUUUAUUCAAUUAAGUAUUUUGUAGCUUCCAUGUUUUAAACUGGUAUUACAAUUUAAUUGAACAGUUCUCGAGAAAAAUGGAGGUUACCACAUUGUAUGAUUGGUUCAUAAAUUUGUUGCAUAUUAGCCAUGCCAACAUUAAGCACAUUUUUUCCACCAAUACUGGAAAUCCUUUUACUACCAAAAUAGUUUCAAAAUGAUCAAAUUUGUGGAUAUCAAUAAAUCUACUUUUCUAAAUGCCUUUUCUAAUUACAUUUGUGCCUUGUUCCAAUUGCCUUGCUUUUGUAACUGUACAUUCAGAUUUUAUAUGCAGACGCAUUCAAUAUUUUAGAUUUUUAGGAACACCUAGUGUUACAAAACAAAUUUAUUCUUUUGAUGUAAUAUUUGUUCCACAAGCAAUAUUUUCAUGAAUUUAAAUGCAAAUGGCUUUAAAACUGUGUUUUACUUGCACAACAAAGCACAAUUUUUAUUUCUUAGGUUAAAACUGUUCAAGUUUUUAUAAGACAUGUUAUGUUAACGUUUGGAUGUUGUGAAAAACAUUUUCUAUUCCUUUUCUACUAAUAAAAUAAUAUGCUUUAGAGAAUUUAGCAAAAUUUGUUGUAUUUUUAGCCUUAUUUUGUAAUCUAUGAAUUUGGAAUUUGUAGCUUCAUAGAAAAUUGUCAAUUGUAAUUAACACU